AUGUCCAUCAUUUACGUGGAUGAGUUCGCCAUCCGGUUGCCAUCGGAGGUGCGCAACACCUUCAACCCGUUGUGCGCUUUCGGGAGCUGCAGCAGCAAUAGCAACAACAACCGUUCCUCCACAUCUGUGAUGGGACUUCGAGAGGUACAGUCAGGUCACUUGCUUCUGCCCAUUGAUGCCGAGGGCUCAAUCGUUGUCACUCCUGGACAACGGUACACCGUGGUUCUUGUUCGCGAGACCCGCCGCGGCGCUGCGGCGUCAGCAGCUGCGCCACCCGUUGGGGCAGAAUCCUCCUCGGCUGCAAGCAAUGGUCAUCAAAGCAGCACUGAUGGCAGCACCAACAGAGCGAAAAAGUCUGCGGCUCCCGUGAAUUCUCGACAGCAGCUGCAGCCGCAGCAAAUGUCUGCUCAGCAUCAGCAGCCCGCCAAGCAGCCCAGCUUGCCAUGUGACGCCGCUGCGACAACACCCAUAACUCCACCAGCCAUGCCGCCUGUCCAGAAAGACAGCUUGUCCAAGAAGAAGCGCAAAGCGAUGCUCGAGUUGUCCAUAGCGGAGCAGGUCCACGGGGACGAGGCUCCACGGCCUCCUACUGUAGCGGAAUCAGAUCAGUUCAGCAAGAAGCGGAAGCGCCAGGACGACGACGCAGCACGGGCGCAGCAGCAGCAGCAGCAGCGCCGGCAAAAGUUGUCUCCCACUACGAAUGCGAGAGUUGGGGUGGCGGACACUGAUGAUGCCCCGCUGAUGGAGGCAUACAAAAGCUCCCAGUCGCACACUUCCUCGCGCACCUCUCCGGUGAUAAAGCCGCCAACGUCUGCCGAGAUCGGCCACCACAGCAAUCGUGGCCCACUCCGCAGCAAAGCAGAGGUAUUAGGGGUGCCGCCUCAGCCAAUGCGCCGCAGUCUUAGCAGCACCGACAGCUACGACGACGAGGAAGGCGCACCGUCGCUGGCGCAGUUGUACAGUACCCAGUCCGCGGUGUCGCAGUACCCCGCUCCUGAGGUUGCGCAUACAGAGGAGGAGACGCGCACAAGCGCCACUUCCAAGAGGCGCCACUCCCCCUCGGAGAAGAAGACCAAAUCAAUUUCUUCUGACGCUGCAGUAUCGACAGCCGCGCCACGAGCCUCCUCCCAAUCACAGCCAGCAACAAAGACAUUGCACCAGAAGAGCGUCAGCCCAGACAGAGUCCCCGUGACGCUGCCGCCGUCGUCCCGGACGAGCACCGUCCGUCGCGUCCCGCUAGACACCUCAAGCGACUCAGAUUAG
Leishmania braziliensis MHOM/BR/75/M2904 is the source of this 1263-nucleotide messenger RNA. RefSeq lists its product as hypothetical. NCBI's taxonomy places the organism in Eukaryota, Euglenozoa, Kinetoplastea, Trypanosomatida, Trypanosomatidae. The record is from RefSeq and is a predicted model, not a curated record. The transcript has a single exon. The coding region runs from base 1 to 1263 and encodes 420 amino acids.